ACUGGGAGUUAGUCAUUUCCUCUAUGAGUAAGUGAUCGGUACUGCACUGUAUCAGGCAGCUGUGAGCGUGCUUCUCUCUGCAUCUGAUCUGCCUCCCUGCUGCCUGCGUUCCUGCAUCUGUCCCUUGGAUCUCUCAAGAAGUUAAAGAAGGAGGCUUAAAGGGUAAUUCAAGCAUGACUAAGAAAUUGAAUUUAAUGAGGCUCUCCCUGGAGAAGUCAUGAGUGAACCAUUUGAUUGUGAUAGCUGUAAGGAGUCCUUGUACGGACGCAAGUAUAUCCAGAUGGAAGAGGGCCCUUACUGUAUUCCUUGCUAUGAUUCCCUGUUUGCCAACACUUGUGAUGAAUGUAAAGAAAUUAUUGGCCAUGACUGUCGGGAGUUGUAUUAUGAAAACCGUCAUUACCACGAGCACUGCUUUCGAUGCUUUCGUUGUGACCAUUCUCUGGCAGAUGAGCCUUUCACAUGCCAGGAUGAGGAACUCCUUUGUAAUGAUUGUUACUGCAAUGAAUUCUCCUCCAAGUGCAUCAGUUGUGAGAAAACCGUCAUGCCAGGCUCUCGCAAAUUAGAAUACAAUGGGCAGACCUGGCAUGAACACUGUUUUAUUUGUAACAGCUGCCAGCAACCAAUUGGAUCCCGUUCUUUCAUCCCAGAAAACCAGAACCAUUACUGCAUUCCUUGUUAUGAGAGCAAGCUAGCCCCACGCUGCACACACUGCAAAAAAUCUCUUACCAAAGGAGGGGUUACUUAUCGAGAUGAGCCAUGGCACAAGGAAUGUUUUGUCUGCACCGGAUGUAAAAUCCAGCUGGCUGGGCAGCAGUUCACUUCCCAGGAUGAAAAGCCAUACUGCAUCAAAUGUUUUGGGAACCUUUAUGCCAAGAAAUGUGCAGGGUGCACUAAACCUAUCACAGGUUUCGGGGGGGCUAAGUAUGUCUCAUUCGAAGAGAGACACUGGCAUCACAGCUGCUUCAAUUGUUCCCGUUGCUCUACUUCCCUGGUGGGGAAGGGUUUUAUCCCAGACAAUGAGGACAUUCUUUGCCGUGCAUGUAACACUGAUUUAUAAUCGAAUAGAGCCUGCUGCCGAGGUGUGCCAUUUCUCUGCCAGAGGCCUGCAGCCCUUUCUGGAGCAAUGUGUUACAGGCUUCUUGUAUAACAAACUGCAAGAUGCAAAAAAGUACAUUUAUUUCCUAUAUAACAGGCUUUUAGAAUUUGCACGGUGAUUUUUAUAUCCGUUUUUAUGGCUUUGCACUCCAGCAAUGUGUCUCUGUUGGCUGGAUUUAGUUGUAGGCUGUCUUGGCUUUUUUGGAGUAAUGGGUGGUUAUGUUGCAGAGUAAUCACCUGAAAAUACAAUGUAAUUUAAUUUACUUCUUUCUUCAUUUUUUUUUUCAUUUGAUUAAUUGCACUUUGGAAGCAAGCAAUGUUAAUUGUUAGGAAUAGGAAUUCUGUGUCACCAGUGAAAAAAGCCAAGAAUGGUGCAUAGCAAUGCUAAGUUACUGCUUCCAGGCACAUUUUGUCCUAUUGCAAGUGCUUUUAUUUAAAAAAAAACAAAAAACUUUUUGAGCUAAAAUGCCAUGUUAUUUGUUUGUUAGGCCUACAUGUAUGGAUGACAAUGUUAUAUACCUUUCAAAUGUCAUUUCAGAAAUCUAUUUCAUUCACUUCUGAUUUCAGAAUGCUGGGCGCUGACUGUAAAAAGCUUCAGAAAAUCAAAAAAGUAACUUACCUUAGUUUAGGUUCUCUUAAAGGAACAGUAACGCCAACAAAUAAAAGUCUUAAAGUAGUGAAAAUAUAAUGUACUAUCAUGCUGCACUGAUAAAAAUGGUGUGUUUGCUUCAGAAAGUCCAUAGUGUAUAUGAACAAG
Molecule: messenger RNA, 1852 nt
Organism: Xenopus laevis (African clawed frog)
Lineage: Eukaryota; Metazoa; Chordata; Amphibia; Anura; Pipidae
Gene: fhl3.L
Product: four and a half LIM domains 3 L homeolog
Exons: 7
Coding region: 218-1057 (279 amino acids)
Biological process (GO): actin cytoskeleton organization
Cellular component (GO): Z disc; nucleus; cytoplasm
Molecular function (GO): actin binding; transcription coregulator activity
Source: RefSeq, a predicted model, not a curated record